AGCCAGAAUAUUGCAUAGGUGAUUUUUGUGUUAAGGGUAUCACAUCUGGAGGCACAUGCUGUUCAUCUGCCCCUCUUUGGUGAUGUUAAUUUUGAUCAUCAGGUCAAGGUGUUGCCUGAUUUGUCCCUGCCAAUAAUUUAAUGCCAGUUAUUAUGUCAGCUGUGCCCUGUCUUUUCAGUCUUGCUUAAUUGAAAGUCUUCAUUUAGGUGAUUUGACUGCUAGAGUCUGAAUAUACUGAUUGAGUCAGAUUAGCUAGUGAUAAUUUUUACGAGCCCUCUAUGAGUUAUGGAAAUAGAUGUAGUAGAGCCUAAACUUACAAAUUGAAACUAAAAUAGGGGAAGAAUACUCAGUCUAAAUUUGAGAAAGAAUUAAAUCAUAAUUUUUUUAAGCUUAACUAUUUCAAAUAUUAGUACGUUCACUAGUCUUAUUGAGAUAAAAUUGUUGCUAAGUUUACAGUAUUGUUAGUAUUACAGUAUUAUUUGGACCUCUCUAAUGAUUAGAGCUGUUUAACAAGGUAUUAUUUAUAAUCAUGUAUGUAUUAAACUGGCUCAUAGAUGAUGGGAAAAAAGCCCUUCAGCUAAGCGCUUGUCAGAAUGAUACAUAACUAGUUUGUUUACUUUUAGGGUUUAAUAUGUCCAAAUGUUAACUUUACUAACAAAAUGUAUAAAUUAUUUUAAGAACUGAGGAACUUUUGAGAGUCUCUCUUCAGCAACAUUAGUGUUUGUCUUUUUUGUUUUAGAUAGACUAUAGCAAUACCUAUAAGACUGUCAAAACCCAGAGCUGCAUUCACCUUCUCAGUGAGGCUCAUCUGUUAGUGCGAGCUGCCCUGAUGGAUGCCAGUCAGCUAGAACCUGGAGAGAAGGCAGAGCUUUUGGAAGCAUUUAAGGAAAGCUGUGGGCACCUUGGGGACUGUUACAGCAGGCUUGACUCCCAGCAUUCGCAUCUCACCUUGCCAUACUAUAAGAUGUCUGGUUUGUCUAUGGCUGAAGUUCUGGCCCGCAUGGACUGGACAGUAGAGGAUGGAUUACAGAAAUACGAGAGGGGAUUAAUCUUUUACAUUAAUCAUUCACUUUAUGAAAACCUGGAUGAAGAAUUAAGUGAAGAAUUAGCAGCAAAAGUGGUUCAGAUGUUUUAUGUGGCUGAGCCAAAGCAAGUGCCCCAUAUUCUCUGUAGUCCUUCUAUGAAGAAUAUUAAUCCUUUAACUGCCAUGAGCUAUCUAAGGAAGCUGGAUACUUCUGGGUUUUCAUCGAUCUUAGUGACAUUGACCAAGGCAGCAGUGGCUCUGAAAAUGGGAGAUCUUGACAUGCACAGAAAUGAAAUGAAAAGCCAUUCAGAGAUGAAGUUGGUAUGUGGCUUCAUUCUGGAACCUCGACUGUUGAUUCAACAGAGAAAGGGACAGAUUGUUCCAACUGAGCUUGCAUUUCACUUGAAGGAGACUCAGCCUGGAUUGCUUGUGGCUUCAGUUCUGGGCUUGCAGAAGAACAACAAAAUUGGAAUUGAAGAAGCAGAUUCCUUUUUUAAGAUGCUUUGUGCUAAGGAUGAAGAUACAACUCCUCAGCUCUUGGUAGACUUUUGGGAAGCUCAGCUAGUGGCAUGUCUUCCAGAUGUGGUACUUCAGGAACUCUUUUUCAAGCUCACAUCCCAGUACAUCUGGAGAUUGUCUAAGAGGCAGCCUCCUGACACCACACCAUUGCGAACGUCGGAGGAUCUGAUAAAUGCCUGUAGUCAUUAUGGCUUAAUUUAUCCAUGGGUUCACAUCUUAAUAUCAUCUGAUUCAUUAGCGGAUAAAAAUUAUACAGAAGAUCUUUCAAAAUUACAGUCUCUUAUAUGUGGUCCUUCAUUUGACAUAGCUUCCAUUAUUCCGUUCUUGGAGCCGCUUUCAGAAGACACUAUUGCCGGCCUUAGUGUCCAUGUUCUGUGUCGUACACGCUUGAAAGAGUAUGAACAGUGCAUAGACAUACUGUUAGAGAGAUGCCCAGAGGCAGUCAUUCCAUAUGCUAAUCAUGAACUGAAAGAAGAGAACCGGACUCUGUGGUGGAAAAAACUGCUACCUGAACUUUGUCGAAGAAUUAAAUGUGGUGGAGAGAAGUAUCAGCUCUACCUGUCAUCAUUAAAAGAAACAUUGUCAAUUAUUGCUGUGGAACUAGAACUGAAGGAUUUCAUGAAUGUUCUCCCAGAAGAUGGUACUGCAGCAUUUUUCUUGCCAUAUCUUCUCUAUUGCAGUCGAAAGAAAUCAUUGACUUAAAGGUAUCAUUUGAAAAAUACCAUAAUGGCAUUUGAGACUGAAUUUCUAAAAAUUGAAUGCCAAAGUACAAGUAGAGGAGUUUUUGACUUUAUAUAUAUCACACACACACACACAUUUAUGAUGCAGAUGUUUUCAGGCUGCUUACCUUACCAUGUAGUGGUAACCAUUCAUUUCUUAACUUAUGACCUCAAUCAAUUUAAUUGUCUAGAAUGUAAAAAGUGUUUAAGACAUAAGAAUUCCUCGGAGAAGCCAUAUAUUUUUUAAGGUGGGGAUUGACUUUUAUUCCAAGGAACAACAUCAGUUCGCUGCUGUUGGAGACAUGACAAUCAUUUUCAUCCCAAGAACACUUUAAGGAAACAUUUUGCAAGUAUGCUUGAAAGAAUGUCACUAACUGGUCCAGAAUUUUAUCUUCUUGAUUUUUCCAGAUUUCUCUAUGUUUUUGAGAAAGAUGUUAAUGUUUUGCCAUGGUAAAAAAUUUCAAACCUCAUUUUUUUUGUUCCUUUUCUUGUUACUUUAAGAAAACUCAUGCUCUGUUUCUCUGAAUCAAAUGAAGAAGUUUACAGAGCUAACUUUCUUCUUGUCUAGCUAUUAACAUUAUUUGUCAAAUGCAUGUUUUUUUCAGCCAAAGCCUUGUUUCCAUUUUUUGUUGAUGUGUACGCUUGCUGUUUUAGCUAGAGUGUAUGUGAAAAUAAAGAAAUAUAUCAUUGUAUUC
This is a messenger RNA of Cercocebus atys (sooty mangabey), 2957 nucleotides long. Its product is annotated as Hermansky-Pudlak syndrome 3 protein-like. The record is from RefSeq and is a predicted model, not a curated record. Gene Ontology annotation, cellular component: cytoplasm. The coding region runs from base 830 to 2245 and encodes 471 amino acids. Gene Ontology annotation, biological process: organelle organization. The transcript is spliced from 9 exons. Lineage: Eukaryota; Metazoa; Chordata; Mammalia; Primates; Cercopithecidae.